Emericellopsis cladophorae is the source of this 2313-nucleotide messenger RNA. Its product is annotated as Vacuolar transporter chaperone-like protein. The coding region runs from base 1 to 2313 and encodes 770 amino acids. The record is from RefSeq and is a predicted model, not a curated record. Gene Ontology annotation, cellular component: fungal-type vacuole membrane; vacuolar transporter chaperone complex. The transcript has 3 exons. NCBI's taxonomy places the organism in Eukaryota, Fungi, Ascomycota, Sordariomycetes, Hypocreales, Bionectriaceae.
AUGCGUUUCGGCAAGCGUCUCAGGGAAGCUAUCUAUGCUCCCUGGAAGGACAAGUACAUCGACUACGCGAAACUCAAGAGCCUCCUGCGCGAGGACCAAUCGGACGAUGACGGGACGCCUUGGACCGAAGAGGACGAGCAGCGCUUCUGUGAUGAGAUAUUCAGCAACCAGCUCGAAAAGGUCGCUCAGUUCCAGCAGGAGCGCUUCGACGCCCUUCGCCAGCGCGUGGACAGCACCUUUGAGAAGCUCAAGGAGCUGGCUCCCGCCGAGGCGGACCAGCCUCUGCCAAAAAAGGGCGACAUUUCGGCGCAGCGACUCAAGGAGCUGCAGGCGGAGCUCGACAGUAUCACCGACGAGGUCAACCAGCUGAAGAAGUACAGCAACAUCAACUACACUGGGUUCCUCAAGAUUGUCAAGAAGCACGACCGCAAGCGGGGCGACCGAUACCGGGUGCGUCCCACGAUGCAGAUCAGCCUAGCCAAGAGGCCCUUCAACUCGGAGCAGGGCUACGCGCCGCUGGUCAACAAGCUGUCCAUCAUGUACUUUGCCAUUCGUCAGCAGCGCGAGGAAGGUGGCGAAGCGCCGCUCGACUUGGGCUCGCAGCAGGAGACGCUCAACGGCGAGAAAUACACUGCUCACAAAUUCUGGAUCCACCCCGACAAUCUGCUCGAGGUCAAGACGCUGAUCCUCCGCCACCUACCCUCCCUCGUAUACAGCGACAACAGCGCCAAGGAAAGCGACGACAACGAUACCCCCGCAGUCACCUCGCUGUACUGCGACAGCAAAGACUUUGCCCUCUACUCGGGCAAGGUCGACCGGGAGUCCGAGGCUUCCUCUCUCCGCCUGCGGUGGUACGGCCAGCUCAGCAACUGUCCCGUCAUCUACAUUGAAAAAAAGACGGUCGACGCCAGCGGGAAUAGCCACGAGUCCAAGUUCACUAUCAAGGACAAGUGGGUGAAGCCCUUCCUCGAGGGCGAGUACUCGAUGGAGCGCUCUGUCCAGAAGAUGGAGAGGCAGGGGCGUCCCCAGGAGGACAUUGCGGACUUCAAAGCGGCCGUGUCGACGAUCCAGGACUUUGUCAAGGAGAAGAAGCUCUCGCCUCUGAUCCGGGCCAACUACGUCCGGACGGCCUUCCAGAAACCCACCGACGACCGUGUCCGCAUUCUCAUCGACACCGACCUGGCCUUUAUCCGCGAGGACACGCUUGACAAGGACCGUCCGUGCCGCGACCCCAAGGAAUGGCACCGCACCGACAUUGACAGCAGCAACAUGAGCUAUCCCUUCUCCAACAUCAACCACGGCGAAGUCUCCAAGUUCCCGUACGCCGUGCUGGAGCUGAAGCUUAAGGAGGACGGCUCGCGCAAACGCCCGACCUGGGUGCAAGACUUGAUGGCGUCCCAUCUGGUGCACCCAGUGCCGCGGUUCUCCAAGUUUGUGCACGGUGUGGCGUCCCUCUUUGAGGACUACGUCAACAGCCUGCCGUUCUGGCUGAGCGAUCUCGGCAGGGAUAUCCGCAAGGACCCCCAGCAGGCGUUUGAGGACGAGGAGCAGCGGCGCGCGCAGCAGGCGGAUGAUGUCCAGGCCGUCGGCAGCCUGAUUGGGACCAAGUCGGGGUCCUACAAGAUGGCGCAGAGCUCGCCGCUGGGCAAGUCGUACCUGUCCGACCGGAUGGCGGCCGAAGCCAAGGCCAAGGCCACGCAGAGGCCCCAGCAGUCCAUCAGCGAGGAGGUCGGCGAGAGCAGCGGCGCGGGUGAGGCGUCACAGGAAGGGGAGCAGUCUCGUGGGUACGGGACGCUGUCGUCUGUGCUCCCCAGCUUCUCGCUGUCCAAGUACUCCUCGGCCAGGCGCGGGCAGUCCAGCGGUAAGUUGCCCGAGGGCGUCGUCAAGCCGACGGAGUGGAUCAAGAACUCUGGCGAGCUCAAGGUCGAGCCCAAGGUGUGGCUUGCCAACGAGCGGACGUUCCUCAAGUGGCAGCACAUUUGCAUCCUGCAGGGCAGCCUGGCCCUCGCCCUGUACUCGGCGGCCGGCGAGAGCUCGUUGGCCGAGAUUAUGGGCGUCGUCUACACCCUGAUUGCGGCCUUUGCGGGCUUUUGGGGGUACUCGAUGCUGCGCGUGCGGCGCGGCAUGAUCCUGGAGAGGAGCGGCAAGGACUUUGACAACAUGAUCGGGCCCAUGGUGAUCAGCGCAGCGCUCAUGGCGGCGUUGGUCCUCAAUUUCAUCUUCCAGUACCAGAAUGCUAUCAAGAAAUGGAGGGAGCACGAGGAGGAGCAUGGGGCUGCCGAAGCCAGUGGUUUCAUGGACGAGCUCAAGUAG